AUGCAUUCUUUCACGAUCUUGCUGGCAGCUUCCGCUUUGACGGGCACCGCUAUCGCCAAGCCCAUUCCCGUUCCUCAACAAGUUGCGCCAAGGAGGGGCUUCACUCUCCCCCAAAGUGUCCCAAAGCCGUACCAGGCUGGUCCUGUGGCUUUGGAAAAGACCUAUCUGAAGUACAAUACAGCUGUUCCCGACGUGAUCAAGGCCGCCGCGGCCAACGGCUCCGUCACCGCCACACCGGAACAGUUUGAUGCCUUUUACCUCUGCCCAGUCACCAUCGGAGGUCAGACUCUGAACCUCGAUUUCGACACCGGUUCUUCUGACCUGUGGGUGUUCUCGUCUGAGCUCCCUAGCACGUCGCAAGCGGGCCAUAGUAUCUACGACCCCUCCAAAUCGAGUACCUCGAAAAAAUUGAACGGGGCCACCUGGAGCAUCUCAUACGGGGACGGGUCCAGUGCCAGCGGCGACGUCUACACCGACACCGUCGACAUCGGUGGCACUGUUGUGACUGGACAAGCUAUCGAGCUUGCAAAGACAAUCAGUGCGCAGUUCCAGCAGGAUGAGAACAACGACGGCCUGCUUGGGCUCGGGUUCAGCUCCAUCAAUACCGUCAAACCGCAGCAACAGACCACGUUCUUCGACACUGCUAUCAAACAAGGAGCUCUCGACCAGAGUGUUUUCACCGUGGACUUGAAGAAGGGCGCUCCUGGUAGCUACGAUUUCGGCUUCAUCGACGACUCCAAGCACACUGGCGAGAUCGCCUACACUCCGAUCGACAACUCCCGAGGGUUUUGGGAGUUUACCGGUACCGGUUACCAGGUUGGCGAUGGACAGUUCCAGUCGGCCAGCAUUGAUGCCAUCGCCGACACUGGUACCACCCUUCUCCUUAUGGAUGAUGAGAUUGUGUCUGCCUAUUACGACGCUGUGGAUGGUGCUCAGUAUGACAGCUUCCAAGGUGGCUAUACUUUCCCAUGUUCGACGGAUCUCCCAGAUUUCGCUGUUGGCAUCGGUGAUUACAACGCCGUGAUUCCUGGGUCCUUCAUGAGCUUCGCUCCCCUCUCUUCAGGCUCCUCAAGCUGUUAUGGUGGUCUUCAAAGCAACCAGGGUAUUGGACUGUCGAUCUACGGCGACAUCUUCCUCAAAGCCGUCUUCGCUGUCUUCGACAGCGAGAAUCUGCAGUUUGGUGUCGCACCUAAGGAACUCUAG
Messenger RNA from Cladophialophora carrionii CBS 160.54, 1203 nucleotides. RefSeq lists its product as uncharacterized. Gene Ontology annotation, biological process: proteolysis. The transcript has 4 exons. The record is from RefSeq and is a predicted model, not a curated record. Gene Ontology annotation, molecular function: aspartic-type endopeptidase activity. Bases 1 to 1203 code for a protein of 400 amino acids. NCBI's taxonomy places the organism in Eukaryota, Fungi, Ascomycota, Eurotiomycetes, Chaetothyriales, Herpotrichiellaceae.